UUAAGGUUUUGACAAAUCAAAUUUAUUUAGUCAAAAGGAAAAUGUUAUCGGGUUUGUGAUUAUAGUUUUGGCUGUCGCAAUAGUAUGAAAGUUUUUGGAAGUGAUAACAUAUUUACUCAUGAAGAUUAUUGAGUGACAGUAUUAAUGGCCUGUUUAUCGAAUGGCUGGGUUCAGCUGGUACCUUUCUGAAGGCUUCCAAGUUAUUAUUGAGAAGUCAAAGGAAGCAAAAUGCUCUCUAAAAGAUGUUCAGUUGCGUUUUUUGUGCCCUGAUGACCUAGAGGAGGUGAGAUCUCUAUGCAGAGAUUGGUUUCCUAUAGAAUACCCACAGUCAUGGUAUGAAGACAUAACUUCAUCGGACAGGUUUUUUGCCUUAGCCGCUGUACAUAAGAGUGAGAUAAUAGGUCUUAUUGUGGCCGAAAUCAAACCUUAUUUAAAAUUGAAUGCUGAGGAUAGAGGGAUACUCUCAAGAUGGUUUGCUUCAAAGGAUACACUUGUUGCAUACAUACUGUCACUAGGUGUAGCGCGCUCGUUCCGGCGGUCGGGCGUGGCCACGAUGCUGCUAGAAGUGCUCAUCAACCACCUGUCGGGCCCGAUGCCGCAGCCGCCGCACGAGCACCGCGUCAAAGCCAUCUUCUUGCACGUGCUCACCACUAACACAGAAGCCAUACUUUUUUAUGAACAUAGAAGAUUCCGUCUGCACUCGUUUCUACCGUACUACUACUCUAUAAAGGGGCGGUGUAAAGACGGGUUCACGUACGUGUACUACGUGAACGGCGGUCACGCGCCGUGGGGGCUGUACGACUACGUGAAGUUCGUGGCGCGCGCGGCGUGGCGCGGCGGCGGCCUGUACCCGUGGCUGUGGGGCAAGCUGCGGACCGCGCUCACCAUCGCCUGGCACAGGUAUCCUCGGCUGCCUAAUCGGAGAUUUAUUGUGCCUGAAAAGGUUUAUUAAUUAAACCGGAGUAUCGAUCGAUCGACAACACAAGGCUUUCAAUUUUGACAUUUUUUUGUGCCUCUAUAUUGUUGUCUCUAUUUUUGUUUUCCUUUUCAGACGAUAAUUCGUAGGCAUUUCAUUAAUACCUGUAUAUUAAUUUCUCAUUACAGUAAAUUAUGUAACAAUGUUAUUUUCAUUCACUGAAUUGUGAAAGCUAGAAUCUACUUGCCAAAUUGAUGAGCUCGCGAUACAUGUGUAGUCACACUUUGUACAUUGAAAUUACAUAUUACUUCUAUAAAUAUCUUUAUUCUAAUUAAAAAUAUGUACUUUAUGAAAACAUGUAAUUGGAUUCAUUAAUUCUACACUUAUGUAGGAAAGGAGAGUCACCAGAGCAGGUACCUAGUCAAAGCUCCCGCCGCUCGCCAAAGGUUCAAAGCUUUACGAGCUUAAGUGUUACACUGGUUGGGCUCUACAUUCAAGAAAAAAUCGUUGCGGUGGAAAUGUCUCUAUAUAAUCUUGUAUACGUAAGCAAAUCAUGGUAUAUGUAUACAUAUAGGUAGUAGUGUUGUAAUAUAUGUACAUUUUUUUUUAAAUACAGUGCUCUACCUAUCUUAGAGGUGGGCGCUAAAAGUUUCGACAUAUCUAGUUAUUUAUAGUUUUUGUUCCUUAUUUGAAAAAUGAUUUGAUUGGAGUUGAAAGUGAUAGUCGCUUCUUUGAGAAUUAAUGUUGUGAUACUAAAGUUAGCCAUACAUUUUAACGUGUCUUGUGGUAAAGCUACAUCAUCAUUCUAAUAUGAUAUGAUUAUGACG
Messenger RNA from Trichoplusia ni (cabbage looper), 1743 nucleotides. RefSeq names its product N-alpha-acetyltransferase 60 (gene Naa60). Gene Ontology annotation, molecular function: protein-N-terminal amino-acid acetyltransferase activity; histone acetyltransferase activity. The record is from RefSeq and is a predicted model, not a curated record. The coding region runs from base 161 to 952 and encodes 263 amino acids. The transcript is spliced from 6 exons. Gene Ontology annotation, cellular component: Golgi membrane. Gene Ontology annotation, biological process: N-terminal peptidyl-methionine acetylation. NCBI's taxonomy places the organism in Eukaryota, Metazoa, Arthropoda, Insecta, Lepidoptera, Noctuidae.